This is a messenger RNA of Babjeviella inositovora NRRL Y-12698, 2559 nucleotides long. RefSeq names its product translation initiation factor eIF3 subunit b (gene PRT1). Gene Ontology annotation, molecular function: translation initiation factor binding; translation initiation factor activity; RNA binding. The record is from RefSeq and is a predicted model, not a curated record. Bases 412 to 2559 code for a protein of 715 amino acids. Gene Ontology annotation, biological process: translational initiation. Lineage: Eukaryota; Fungi; Ascomycota; Pichiomycetes; Serinales. Gene Ontology annotation, cellular component: eukaryotic translation initiation factor 3 complex. The transcript has a single exon.
AGCCGGAGCACCUCAGAUUCACUGUAUUUUUCAAUCUAAUUAGCAUCUUUGGGUCAGACAAUCCUAAGUUGUCGUCUUAUUGUCACGUGACGCUAGCGGCGUCCACGCGAGCACCAUACGGCAUUCCCCUUAACCCCUUCAUCUCAAACUGCACCCAGUCUACCACAAAAAAGCUGGUAACACCUACAAAGGCUAUACGCUUAGAUCUCCUUCAAUUGCCUACCAGUACGAUUAUCUUAAAUAUUUCCGCUCGUACUCGCCAUACCAUUCCUGUGGAUGGAGGUUGCCAGUCCUACAGGCACCCUAUAUGCGUGCUCGUAACCCGAAAAAAUACACGAAAAAUUCACCGACGUACUUUAGAAGUGUCCGCAAAACACGCCUCUUACCUCUCUGUAUCUCUUCCCAACCAAAAUGACCUCUAUCGAAGACAUUGAGAUCGACGUCUCGCAAAUCGACUUUUCCGACUUGGAUGAGCAAUUCGCCGUUGAAACCAGCGCCGGGUACGACCACUACGUGGUUGUUGACGGGGCGCCGGUGGCACCAGAAUCCAAGGCCCCAGUCUUGGUCAAGGUCCUCUCCAAGCUCUUCAACACUGUCGGUACCGUUUCUAACGUGGAGAUGCCGAUCGAAGACGGCAAGACCAAGGGGUUCCUCUUUGUCGAGUUUUCCUCCGCUGCUGAGGCUGAGGAAGCCAUCAAGAAGCUCAAUGGCAAGAAGUUGGACCAGAAGCACAGAUUGUUUGUGAACAGGCUCUCUGACAUUGAGAAGUACAGUGCCGACAAGGUCUCCGACGAGUUUGUGUCGCCAUUAGUGCCCGAGUUCGAGGAAACCGACUAUCUCCGCUCGUGGUUACAAGACUACCAGGGCCGUGACCAGUUUAUCCUCCAGAAGGGUGAUAUUGUCGGUGCUUUCUGGAACAAGAAGAAAGAGCAGCCAGAGCCUGUGGUUGAGCCUAGAACGCAGUGGACCAACUCCUUCGUCCGUUUCUCGCCUAAGGGUUCCUACCUCUUCUCUCUCCACCCACAGGGUGUUCAGGCAUGGGGUGGCCCUGAGUUCUCGCGCAUGAAGCGUUUCCCGCAAUUCCAGGCGCGUCUCAUCGACUUUUCGCCUUGUGAAAAGUUCUUGGUGACCCUCUCCCCAGAGCCAAUCUCGGUUCCACCGGAGAACCACCCAAGACGCAGCGCGUGUCCGUUCGGUGCUGAGUCCGAAGGCCACAAGCUCGUCAUCUGGGAGAUUGCGACCGGCCUUCCGGCCCGUACCUUCCGUCUUCCAGACCAUCUUGAGAAGGAAAAGAAGAUGCCAUGGCCGCUUGUCAAGUGGUCCCACGACGACAAGUACGCCGCCAGAUUAGGUCCAGACGCUUUGGCCAUCUACGAGACCGAGACCUUUGGCCUUUUGGACAAGAAAACCAUCAAAAUCGAUGGGAUUGUCGACUUCGAGUGGUCUCCAGCCCCGGUGCACCUCGCCAAGACCGCCAAUUCUGCUGGCGAGCACGUGUUGGCCUACUGGACCCCGGAGUCCACCAACCAGACCGCUAGAGUGUCGUUGAUGCAGGUGCCUUCUAAGGAAGUCCUCAGAACCUCCAACUUGUUUCACGUCUCUGAGUGUAGAUUACACUGGCAAGAUGAGGGCAAAUUCCUCUGUGUCAAGGUGGACCGCCACACCAAGUCGAAGAAGACACUCUUCUCUAACCUCGAGUUCUUCUCGCUCACCGAGAAGGACAUUCCUGUGGAGAAGAUGGAGUUGAAGGAGAAGAUCAACAACUUCGCGUGGGAGCCAAAGUCUGACAGAUUUGCCAUCAUCUCCCGUUUAGACAACGGUAACCUCAAUCCGGCGGUUCCAAAGAACACCAUCUCGUUCUACGCGCCGGAAAUCGAGUCCAAGGGCAAGAUUGCCGCGUUGCGCAAGUGGAAGGCCUUCAAGACGAUUGAAAACAAGCACUCCAAUAUGCUCUCGUGGUCGCCAAAGGGGCGUUUCAUCGCCACCGGGACCGUGCCAGAACAGGGGCACGCCGGUGAAAUUGACUUUUUCGACAUGGACUACGAGGAGGCCAAUAAGGAAAAGAAUGAUGUCAACGCCAACUUCAAGCAGAUCGGCCACCAAGAGUUCUUCGGGUUAUCGGACAUCUCCUGGGACCCAUCGGGCCGCUUUGUUGCCGGGUGGUCGUCGUUGUGGCACCACAAGAUCGAGAACGGGUACAAGAUCUUCUCGUUCGCCGGUCAGUUGACCCGUGAAGAGUUGAUCGAGGAGUUCAAGGACUUCAGAUGGAGACCUCGUCCAGCAUCCUUGUUGAGUGCUGCCGACCGUAAGAAGGUUAGAAAGUCCUUGAAGGCGUACUCGCUUGAGUUCGAGGAAACCGACGCCAUGGAGGCCGACGCUGCCACCAGAGAGAUCAUCUUGGCCAGACAUGCGCUCUUGGACGAGUGGAAGGCCUGGAGAGCCGAAGUGGAGGUCCAGAAGGCGCAAUGGGCCAUUGUCGGUGAGGACGAGGUCAAGCCGAUUGUCAUUGAGGAGAUCAGAGAGGAGAUCUUGGAGCAGAAGGAGGAGCUCGUUGUGUAA